This is a messenger RNA of Trichechus manatus latirostris (Florida manatee), 3309 nucleotides long. RefSeq names its product ral guanine nucleotide dissociation stimulator (gene RALGDS). The transcript has 14 exons. NCBI's taxonomy places the organism in Eukaryota, Metazoa, Chordata, Mammalia, Sirenia, Trichechidae. Gene Ontology annotation, cellular component: plasma membrane. The coding region runs from base 1015 to 3309 and encodes 764 amino acids. The record is from RefSeq and is a predicted model, not a curated record. Gene Ontology annotation, molecular function: guanyl-nucleotide exchange factor activity. Gene Ontology annotation, biological process: Ras protein signal transduction; positive regulation of GTPase activity.
GCCCUUUACUUUACCAAGCAUGAUGCCCUUUUCCAGGGACUGGUCCAUAUGUAUAUUUAAAAAUAUAAUAUAAUCUAGAGCCAGACUACUUUCCAAAACAGCUAUAACAGUUACACGGCCACCAGCAGUCUAUGACGGUGGAUGCGUCCAUGUAUCCCUCCUGGCCCCAGGUGUUCUCACUCUUUAAUUUUUGCCAACCUGGUGUAAGGGUGGCCAGUGGAAUCACAGUGUUGCUUUGAUUUCCAACCACCCCACUCGGAAGUUGAGCUACCUUUCAUUUGUUUAGCAGGCUUUUGGGUUUUCUCCCCUGAGUUGUCUUUUCAUAUCCUUAGCCCUGCCGGGGUCUUUCUCCCACCCUCGACUCUCCAUGCAUUUAUCCCUUUGUAGGAUCUGGAAUCACCAUAGCCUCAGAUCCUCAAACUCCCUUUAAUCUAAAAGAAAGAAGAAAAAGUGUCUGGCUUUGCAAUCCAAAGGGAUCUCAUGGGUGUGUGUUCACUCUGUGCACUGCCUUCAAACUGGGGAGGGCUGCAGUUGCCCUAGACCCUUCCCCUCCGUGUCAGGAGCCAGCCAAGCCUUAUGCAGCAGAGAGGGAACAUCACACAGCGCUAACAUUGCACAGCUCUGGGCUCUGACCAAGUGGCCUUGAGCAGCCACUUAACAUCCCCAAGCGUCUGUUUUCUCAUCUCUAUAAUGGGAUGCUUUGUGAGGACUCCCUGGGAUAAUGCUCUUAACAGGCUCUAAUUACAGGGAAGUGCUGAUUACUCAGCUAAUAAAAUCACUUGAAAGCACUAAUAUUUCCAUCAUUCCCCCACCUCAAAUUCUACCUUGAGAGCCAAGCACCUUUUUUGGCUGGAGGCACUUACGUCCCACCUCUUGACAUAAGUCACUGGGGGCCUGGGAGUUCCUGGUCUCAGCUCUAGUCCCCGACCUUCCUGGUGGUUCAUGGUGCUGCUGCUGACUAUGUCCCUCCUUUCUCCCACCCCUAGUAUGAAAAUGAGUCAGCCCUGAACCUGUAUGAGACCUGCAAGGUGCGGGCAGUCAAGGCAGGCACAUUGGAAAAGCUGGUGGAACACCUGGUGCCUGCCUUCCAGGGCAGUGACCUCUCCUACGUCACCAUCUUCCUGUGCACCUACCGAGCCUUCGCCACCACCCAACAGGUUCUGGACCUGCUGUUCAAAAGCUCUAGCGCCAGUUCUACCUCCAGCUCCAGAGCUAAUGCCAGUUCCAGUGCUAGCUCCAGUACCAGCUCCAGAACUAGAACCAGCUCCAGCACCAGGUCCAGCUCCAGAGUUAGAGCCAACAUCAGUUCUAGAGCUAGAGCCUGCUUCAGCUUCAGCUCUAGAACCAGCUCCAGCUCUAGCUCUAGCACCAGCUCUAGCUCCAGCUUCAGCUUCAUCUGUAGCUCCAGUUCCAGCUUCAGCUCCAGCUCCAGCACCAGUUCCAGCUCCAGCUUCAUCUCUAGCUCUAGCUCCAGUUCCAGCUCCAGCUCCAGCACCAUCUUCAGCUCCAGCUUCAGCUUCAUCUCUAGCUGUAGCUCCACUUCCAGCUUCAGCUCCAGCUCCAGCACCAGCUCCAGCUCCAGCUCUAGCUCUAACUCCAGCUCCAGCUCCAGCUUCAGAGCUAGAGCCAGCACCAGCUUCAGCACCUGAGCCUUCCUACCCAUCCCCUGUGACGACAGAGAAUGGGCUGAGUGAGGAGAAGCCUAACCUCCUGGUGUUCCCUCCAGAGCUGGUGGCAGAGCAGUUUACACUGAUGGAUGCGGAGCUGUUCAAGAAGGUGGUGCCCUAUCACUGCCUGGGCUCCAUCUGGUCCCAGCGGGACAAGAAGGGCAAGGAGCACCUGGCACCCACUAUACGCGCCACCGUCACACAGUUCAACAGCGUGGCCAACUGCGUCAUCACCACCUGCCUGGGGGACCGGAACAUGAAGGCCACAGACAGGGCUAGGGUAGUGGAACACUGGAUCGAGGUGGCCAGGGAGUGUCGAAUCCUCAAGAAUUUCUCAUCACUCCAUGCUGUCCUCUCUGCUCUGCAGAGCAAUGCGAUUCACCGUCUGAAGAAGACAUGGGAAGAAGUUUCCAGGGAGAGUUUCCGAAUCUUUCAAAAGCUGUCUGAGAUCUUCUCAGAUGAGAACAACUACUCACUGAGCCGGGAGCUGCUCAUCAAGGAGGGGACCUCCAAGUUUGCCACCCUGGAGAUGACCACCAGGAGAGCCCCGAAGCGGCAGAGGGAGUUGGGUGUCAUCCAGGGCACUGUUCCCUACCUUGGCACGUUCCUCACUGACCUGGUGAUGCUGGACACAGCGAUGAAGGAUUAUCUGUAUGGGAGAAUGAUCAACUUUGAGAAGAGGAGGAAGGAAUUCGAAGUGAUUGCCCAGAUCAAGCUGCUCCAGUCGGCCUGCAACAAUUACAGCAUCGCCCCCGAGGAGCACUUUAUGGCCUGGUUCCGAGCCAUGGAUCGGCUCAGUGAGACUGAGAGCUACAACCUGUCGUGUGAACUGGAACCCCCAUCUGAGUCAGCCAGCAACACCCUCAAGGCCAAGAAGAACACAGCCAUAGUCAAGCGCUGGAGCGACCGCCAGGCCCCCAGCACAGAGCUCAGUACCAGCAGCAGCUGCCAUUCCAAGUCCUGUGACCAGCUCAAGUGCAGCCCCUACCUCAGCAGUGGGGACACAGCUGAAGUGCUCAGCGUGCACUCUGCCGGCUCCUCCAGCUCCGACGUGGAAGAAAUCAACAUGAGCUUUGUUCCAGAGUCUCCUGACUGCCAGGAGAAGAAGUUCUGGGAGUCAGCCUCCCAGUCAUCCCCAGAGACCUCCGGCAUCAGCUCGGCCUCCAGUAGUACCUCGUCCUCCUCGUCCUCCACCACGCCCGUGGCGUCCACACGCACCCACAAGCGCUCUGUCUCAGGGGUCUGCAGCUACAACUCCUCGCUGCCCCUCUACAACCAGCAGGUGGGCGACUGCUGCAUCAUCCGCGUCAGCCUCGACGUGGACAACGGCAACAUGUACAAGAGCAUCCUGGUAACCAGCCAAGAUAAGGCGCCUACUGUGAUCCGCAAGGCCAUGGACAAACACAACCUGGAUGAGGACGAGCCAGAUGACUAUGAGCUGGUGCAGAUUAUCUCAGAGGAUCGAAAGCUGAAGAUCCCGGACAACGCCAACGUGUUCUAUGCCAUGAACUCUACUGCCAACUAUGACUUUGUUCUAAAGAAGCGGACUUUCACCAAGGGGGCAAAGGUCAAGCAUGGGGCCAGCUCCACCCUUCCACGGAUGAAGCAGAAGGGACUCAAGAUUGCCAAGGGCAUCUUCUAG